GAUCAAAAUUAGUAGGACCUUUGGCUUUGGCUGGAACGAGCCUUCGAAAAAAAUGUGAGCCAGCCCCGUAUAUUCAAAAUUACGCGAAACCAUAUUGCAAGUGCAAUUCUCAACGGAACUAAAGGUCUGAAUAGCGCAAAGUAGAAAACCAGGACUCGAAUCUCUGACAGAAUGUCCAGCGAGCAGACCGACCGUCAACCGGAAACGGAAGGCAGCCACGAACAGGAAACGGAAGCAGAGCCCGAGGCCCUGGUAGCCGAAGUGCCCUCGAUCCCCAGUGUGGCCAGUUCCGUGGAGGAGAAUGCACCCAGCACCAGCCGAACGGGGAAAACCACCGCACCACUCAGUGGUUGUGUGGUGCGAAUCAAGCGCGAAUUGCAGGACAUUCGAAAGCAUCCGCCACCGAAUUGCACCGCCGAAAUGCAGAACGAGGAUCUCUUCCGCUGGACGGCAGGUGUGAACGGGCCGGCUGGCUCCGUUUACGAGGGCGGUCACUUCCGGCUGGACAUCCGAUUUCCGGCCAGCUAUCCCUUCCGGCCGCCUCGCAUCCGGUUCACCACCCGAAUUUACCAUUGCAAUGUGGACAGCCGAGGCGCCAUUUGCCUGGACGUCCUCGGGGAACGAUGGUCGCCAGUGAUGAAUGUGUCCAAGGUUCUGCUGUCCAUUUACGUGCUGAUGAGUGAGUGCAAUCCGGAUGAUCCGCUGGUCAUGUGCAUUGCCGAUCAGUACAAGACCAAUCGCAAAGAGCACGACAAGAUCGCCAGACACUGGACCAAGCUGUUUGCAAUGACCAAGGCGCAGAUCAAGGAUGGGGAAGAGGAUCAGGAUCAGAGCCAGGUGGAAAAUCAGAAACAGGACCCAGUGGCAAGUCAGUCCAAAAAUUAGCAGUCAACAAAACAGCCAAUGGCCAAGGACCACAUAUAGGCCUAUACUUAAAAAUUACCAAUAAACCCAUAACUCAUUGGAACAUAUAAA
Drosophila suzukii is the source of this 975-nucleotide messenger RNA. RefSeq lists its product as uncharacterized. Gene Ontology annotation, biological process: protein polyubiquitination. NCBI's taxonomy places the organism in Eukaryota, Metazoa, Arthropoda, Insecta, Diptera, Drosophilidae. Gene Ontology annotation, cellular component: nucleus. The record is from RefSeq and is a predicted model, not a curated record. Gene Ontology annotation, molecular function: ubiquitin conjugating enzyme activity.